UUGUCAUUGGUAGUUUUCGUUUGACUUGUCUGUAUUCUUUAUACGAAUGAUUGCAAUUAAUGCAAAUAAUUAAUUUUGACUGAAUCGUCUGAACGUUGUAACUAUUUAUACUUAACGAAAACAAUGAAAAUGAAACAAUAAACGAGUUUUGAAAAUGUGGUUACUAUAGAUAGCUUAAAUUAAAUUAUUCGUGACUAACAUAAUUUUAGUUAUAUUUACCAUGCAAGUCACCGGCUUUAGAAUACUUUUCUUUAUAUGGGCCAUAGUAUUUGUUGCUUUAACCAAUGGCACCGGCCAGCCAAAUCGUGAUGAGAAGAAAGCCAAAUCAGUGACUACGUUUGUCAGUGCAAAAUGGGAGGUAACUCCUAUUGUUCUAGAGUUGGCUGAAUAUCUAUCUAGUGAGAACACAGACUUGUUUUGGUCAUUUGUAGAUGGGAUAAAUUCUUUAAAAUCUAGUCUGGAAGUAUUGGAUACUGAUAAGCAAGUUUAUGAUGCAUGUGUGGGAGUAGCCAGUACCUUGCUAGUGCCUGCUCAAUUGCGCAUGGCUAAGCUGGCAUUAUCAAUGCACUUGACUUCACCAACUGUCCGUAUGUUUGACCAAAUAGCAACACAGAAUGGAGUCAAGGAUGUAGCAUGUGAUACAUUUGUUCAUAUAGCUUCAAGAAAAGUUUGUGAUAAUGAUGUGCUACGUGAUAUUCUCAAAUCAUAUGAUCAAUACAAUGCUGUAAAACAUAAAUUGGAAACAUAUCUUUUAGACCACACAUAUCCAAGCAGUGAUAAUAAAAGUCUCACAGCCAUACUCUAUGGUGAGCUUGGUAUGAUUGAAUUUGCCACUAAACAUAAAAUAUUGUCUACAUAUGCUGACAAAGGUGUUAUCAAUUAUGUUGUUAGGUGGAAUGUUAAGCCCCGAGGAAAACCUAAAGUGAGGCUAUCAGGUUAUGGAGUGGAGUUACAGUUAAAGAGCACAGAGUAUAAAAGUCAGGAUGACACCACACCCAAAGAAUCUGAAGAUGGAGAAGCACCUACACCUUCUGAGGAAGAAGAUGAAAAUGAUCCACAAAAUCAAAUUGAUGGAUUUAAUUUUGGUAGACUUAAGAACUUAUUCCCUGCUUUACGUUCACCAUUGGAGAGGUUUCGGCGGCAUUUGUCGGAGUCGAGUGAGGAACUUGAACCCCUUAAGGUGUGGCAGAUGCAAGCUUUGAGCAUGCAAGCGGCGGCUGCUGUAGUUGAUGCUCACGACGCUGGUGGAGACGAAGCACUCAAAGUAUUAUCCUCUAUUGCGCAAAACUUUCCCAUGCAGACUAAAUCGCUAAUACACGUAAACGUUCCGCGAUCAUUUCGCGACGAGGUAUUGUACAAUCAAGAUAUAUGGGCGUCAUCACUUGGUCUUCGUGCCGCCGAGCCGCUGUUGCUUGUGUCUGGCGCGCAAUACGACGCCGAGGAUAUCGAUCUUCUAGGGCUUCUGGCCGCACUCCGAGAGGAUAUAGGGCCUAUGAAUACGUUGCACGCUUUGGGACUGUCCAAGAAAACAAUCAACACGCUAAUGUCCUUGGAGCUGGGCGAGUCAUAUACUUGGGAAGAGUAUGGGCUAGAUAUUCGCGACACCGCGAUCACGUGGCUCAACGAUUUAGAAACUGACGAACGUUACCGCCGUUGGCCCUCUUCGUACAUGGAGUUACUCAGGCCAACAUAUCCUGGCAUGCUUAGGAAUCUUAGGAGGAAUAUAUAUAAUUAUGUAAUCGUUAUAGACCCAACGAGUUAUGCCUCUGGUCCACCGCUAAAGCUAGGGGAAACAUUACUGAGACACGCGACUCCUGUACGGGUGGGACUAGUACUGGCACCAUCCAGCGGACCACUAGAAACCGCCGUCCGCUCUGCGUUCAACUACAUCGCGCAGGAGAAAAACUCUAACAAGGAAGCCUUUUUCUUUCUUUCUCAGCUACUAAAUAACCAAGAGGAAAGUUUAAAUAUAGAGCAAGUGAAAAAACAACUUAAAAAGUAUGUUAGUUCUGGUACAAAUAUUGACGCAAUAAUUUCUGAAGACGAUUACAACUUUGGCAGACAGUUGGCGGAAGAAUUUGUGUCGAAACUUGGGAGCAAUAAAUAUCCUCAGGUGUUGAUUAACGGCGUGCCGCUGUCUGAAGAGGGCGGCGCGGGCAGCUCGUCCGUGGAGGUGCUGGAGGAGACACUGGUGACGUCACUAUCGCGGCACACUGCGCGGCUGCAGCGUGCCGUGUUCCGCGGCGACCUCGCCGACACCGACGACGCGCUCGACUACCUCAUGAAGCAGCCACAUGUGAUGCCCAGACUUAAUCGGCGAGUUCUUGGUGCUGACUCGAGCCAGUACUUGGACUUAUCGGGCGUACCAUCCUCUAGUGAACUAUUUACAGAGGACAAAGUACAUCGUCUUAUGCAUUUGACUGGUCGCGAUGCGCUAGCUACUGCACUGCCAUUAUUGAAAUAUUUUACAAAAACGGGCAAAAAUGAUAAGAUAACACAAACUAUUUGGGUUGCUGGUGACUUGAAUGAUAAGCUUUGUAGAGAAUUACUGAAGAAUGCUUUGAUGUUCAUGACAGAAAGCGGGGGCGUCCGGGUAGCGUUCAUACCGAACGUGGAUGGGUCGCCGAGUGUAGACCAGUCGCUCAAUAAGGUGGUGAUAGCGGCGCUAGCCACUUUAGAACCCGCAAAAGCCACUAAGUAUGUGAUGCAGCUGUUAGAGGACGAAGGGUGUCAUGAAAAACAAAAUUGCGAUAUAUUGCCGGAGCUGGUGGCAGCCUUGCAGCAGCACGCGUGGACGCUGCGGGCGGCGCGCGUGCUGUGUGCUCGUGCGUUGCGGCUGCGGUCUGGCGCGCGCGCACUAGUACACAACGCGCGGCUCAUUGGACCCUUCGCUGAUGAUGAACAGUUUACGCUUGACGAUUUCUUAUUACUCGAAAGGUUUAGCAAUAGAGUUUACGCUGACAAGAUUUCAGAGGUGUUAGACAAGAAGAAGACUUCAAAGAAUGAUGUCUUGGAUGAUGACGAUUCAGAGGAGCGUGCGCCGCUGAGUGCGGACGAGCGCGUGCGUGCGACAGCCGUGUUGGCGGCCCGGAGCCCCCGCGCCCGCACACCGCUGCCGUCCGGCCUGCGCACCGAACACUCGCUCGUUGACCUGCCGCCGCUCAUACCAGACGAAGCUGCUAUUGAGAUUGUGGCAGUGCUGGACCCUGCAUCGGUGGCCGCGCAGCACGUGGCGCCGUUAUUGCUCGUACUGCGGCGCGUCGUCAACUGUCGGAUCAAAUUGUUCCUCAACCCGCAGGACAAGAACUCGGAUAUGCCGCUCAAAAGUUUUUACCGCUACGUGCUGGAGCCGGAGUUGCAGUUCACGAGCACCGGGGCAGCCACCGGCGGCGCGGGCGCACGUUUCGGCCGGUUGCCGCACGCACCGCUGCUGUCGCUUGAACUACGCACGCCGCCCAACUGGCUCGUCGAGUGCGUGAAAUCCGUGUACGAUCUUGACAACAUAAGACUCGCUGACGUGGACACGCUCGUGCACAGCGAAUUCGAGCUAGAGUACUUACUACUGGAAGGUCACGCGUGGGACGUGGGUGUGGGUACGCCACCGCGAGGCCUGCAACUAGUACUGGGAACGCGUGACCGGCCCGACAUGGUCGAUACCAUCGUGAUGGCCAACUUGGGAUACUUCCAACUUAAAGCGAAUCCUGGUGCUUGGAUGCUACGUUUGCGACCCGGCCGGUCCGAUGAUAUUUAUGAGAUAGUCGGUCACGAAAAUACGGAUACACCGGCCGGCAGUGCCGAUAUCCAAGUGCUGAUGAGCUCGUUCCGCAGCCACGUGAUCAAACUGCGUGUUAACAAGAAACCUGAUCGACAGCACUUAGAUUUGCUUGUCGAAAACGAUGACAACAACUCUGGCGGCAUAUGGAACUCUAUCGCGAGUUCGUUCGGAGGCGGCGAGGAGCAAGAAGUGCAAGAUGAAACUAUAAACGUAUUUUCGGUGGCGUCAGGGCAUCUUUACGAACGAUUCCUGCGCAUUAUGAUGUUGUCAGUCCUCAAAAAUACCAAAUCACCAGUCAAGUUCUGGUUUCUUAAAAACUAUCUUAGUCCUUCACUCAAGGAUAGUCUCCCGUAUAUGGCACAAGAGUACGGGUUUGAAUAUGAGCUGGUGCAAUACCAAUGGCCGCGCUGGUUGCAACGACAACGCGACCGCCAGCGCACUAUUUGGGGCUACAAGAUUCUAUUCCUCGAUGUGUUGUUCCCGCUACAUGUCAAGAAAAUCAUCUUCGUUGACGCUGAUCAGAUUGUGCGAGCGGAUUUGAAAGAAUUAGUUGAUUUGGAUUUGGGUGGCGCACCCUACGGCUAUACGCCGUUCUGUGACAGCAGAAAGGAGAUGGAAGGAUUUAGGUUCUGGAAGCAGGGUUACUGGCGCAACCAUUUGCAGGGCCGCAGCUAUCACAUCAGCGCAUUAUAUGUAGUGGACUUGAAACGGUUCCGCCGCAUCGCCGCCGGCGACCGCUUACGCGGACAGUACCAAGCUCUGAGCCAGGACCCCAACAGUCUUUCUAAUUUAGAUCAAGAUUUGCCGAACAACAUGAUACACCAAGUGGCUAUAAAGUCGCUGCCGCAGGAAUGGCUGUGGUGCGAAACGUGGUGCGACGACAAGUCGAAGAAGUACGCCAAAACUAUUGAUUUGUGCAACAACCCAAUGACAAAGGAGGCUAAGCUGUCGGCCGCAAUGCGCAUAGUGCCGGAGUGGCGCGAGUACGACGAGGAAAUCAAAGCGCUGCAGGCGCGCGUGCGCCGCGGACUGUACCAGGCCGCCGACCACGAACAGGAAAUAGAAAAUGUUCCCCAUGAUGAGAACCUUCCAACUGGAAACCAUAUAAAAAAAGAACAUGGGCAACACACCGAGUUAUGAUGAAAUGAGGCAGUAAUAUUAAUAGUUAGUUAUUCCAUUAUUUGUUUUGGUUGAUUUGAAUACAAUCGUCUCCAAUCGAGACCAAUCAGUUUGUAGUUAGUUGUGUUCGCUCAAUAGGAAUUGCUAUAUGAUGGCAAAAUAACAGUAAAUGCCAGAAUGUCAAUAAUCUCUCUACAGGUUUCUAAAUACUUACCUAAAUAUAGUAGGAUCAUGUGUCUUAACGAUACGGGACUGAUAUUUUUUAGUUUCUUAAAUAGUAUUUCGGUGAAUGAAAAAUAUUCCUAGCACUUUUAAAUGGUUAAUUACAAAAACAUAUAAUAAUAAACAAAAAUAAUCUAAAAAAAAAAGAUAACCGCUAAAGAAUUACUUUUUUUUAUGGGAGCUGGAGAUAAAUGAGUUUGGGCAUAAAUGAUCCCAUGAAUAUUAUCAGAAGAGUUGCCGAACUUUUAAAAAUAUAUUCUAAUUAAAUGAAAGCCUUUGUAUCCCAAAAUAUUAAGAUGUUGCACAGCUAGCUUUUUUACAGUUUGACUUCAUAUUGUUAGUGAAUUUAUGAUUAUGAUAAAAUAAUAUUGGUGCAUUGUAUAAAAGGAUAGAUACUAUACUGACGACCGUAUAAAUUAAACCAUAGGAUUCUGUACUUUUUUUUAGUAUAUGUAAAUGUAGUAAAUAGUGUUUUUAUUACAUCUACAAGAAAAAUAAUAGAUGUGGUGAAAAUAGGGAUUAAUUAAAACUUAUGGUUAUACAUUUUCGUUUAAGACAAUAUCUGUCGUGACACGAUAGGAGGCACUCUGCUUAGCAUAUUUGAUGUCUCUGUUUCGAGUCUUAGUAAAGUCAAUUUAGGAAUUGUUCUGAAUUGGCUCAAAUAAUUGUUUUAUCCUUUUUGCGUUCAUUUUUGAUUGCUCAUAAUAGGGUAUUAUAGUUUAAAGAACCAGUCAAUUAGGUUAACGACCUGAUUUCACUUUUUGAGUAGAUGCAUUAAAAAUAUGUAUUUGCCUCUGAUAGUUUUACUUAUUUACAAAAUUUGUAAUAUGAUAGUAAGUAAUAAGUGUCCUGUAAACAAUAUAUCAAUAUACUUACCAACUUACCGUAUAUUUUGUACUUUGUCGCAGACUAUUAUUGUUAGUCUUGGUUCUACUUAUUUGUGUACUCAUUGAAGACGAACUGCGUAUUAAUUAUUGUGGCCAUUCAUUCUCACAAAAUAGUAUUAUGUAAUGUAAUGUAGAUACCGUGUGAAAUAUGAUUUUACUAUAGACUUUAUUCUAUUUAGUAUUUUUCCAAUGUUAUUCCAAUGCAUCAAUAAUGAUAAGAGAAAGUGAUGUGAUGUUAGAUAAUAAGUACUUUUUUUUUCUAUGAUUGUUAAUUAUCAAUGAGAUAUUAUUUUUCUAUUUUUCAUUCACUUUUUUGUCAAUAGUCAAUCAAGAUAUUUGUAUAAUUUAACCUGUGUUAUGGUAGGUAAAAUUAAACAAGAUCUCAAUAUUUCUCCAUAUGUUGUAAAGAAAGAACACAAUUGUCUUUCAGUUUAGGUUUUCUACUUCUUUUUAUUUCCAUUAUAAUAAUUAGCAACAUGCGAAUUUUAUAUUACUGUCAUACACAUGAAACUGUCCUGUAAAUAAAAUACGUGAAAUAAAGUUAUUGUUAUUAUUGGAAAUAAACCUAUUUUGUUUGGUA
Galleria mellonella (greater wax moth) is the source of this 6583-nucleotide messenger RNA. It is a transcript of the gene Uggt, whose product is annotated as UDP-glucose:glycoprotein glucosyltransferase. Gene Ontology annotation, molecular function: UDP-glucose:glycoprotein glucosyltransferase activity. Gene Ontology annotation, cellular component: endoplasmic reticulum. NCBI's taxonomy places the organism in Eukaryota, Metazoa, Arthropoda, Insecta, Lepidoptera, Pyralidae. The record is from RefSeq and is a predicted model, not a curated record. The transcript is spliced from 28 exons. The coding region runs from base 221 to 4915 and encodes 1564 amino acids.